GUUCUUUUCUUUGCGCCUCUUUUCAGCUAUUUCCUGCAUCUUCCUUUGCAUCAACGUUAUCCAAGAAAGCCCCUCUUGCCACAUCUUCCGUAUUUAUUCGCCUUUCUUCAGAUCUAAACGUCUUUCUUCUCUCUCUCCUCUCCUUUGCUUUGCCUUGCUUUGCUUUCCUUUUUUGCAGACCCGUGAGGUGAGGUCUGUUACUGGACUCUCUCCUCCCCUUGAUUUGCGCGCCAGACGUCACCCCGCACGGCCCGCCUUGGUGCUCUGGGUGCUCGUGUUUUCGCUUGUUUCCUCAUCUUCCUCUUCCGACCUCCCUUCACGUCCGCGAUGGCCGCCGCCACGGCCACGGCGCCGCCGACGCUGCACGUGGUGCCGCGCGUGGACAGCGCGACCAUCUACAAGGACAAGUCCCGCCUGCGCCGGUGCGCGCCGUUGUCCUUCGCGGCUGCGGUGGAGGAGGUGCAGGUGAUGGUGCCGAUGCCUGCCGGUCGCGGGCCGCAGAGCGCGUUUGAUCGGGACUCCAUCCAGGUGGAGUUCGGCGCUGCGUACGACGGCAAGGUUGUGCUGGCGGGCGUGCUUGUGGACGAGGUGGACAAGGCGUGCCUGCGCAGCGACGGGACGGUGGACGUGGACGCUGCCCGGCGCCUGGGCAGAGCCGGCGUGGUGAGCGUGAGCGACUCCGACGCGGACGACGUUGCGGCUGCGAAGUCGUCGGCGGAGGCGCGCCGCGAGGUGGAGGUGCAGCUGGCGAGCGUGCGGCUGAAGCUGCGGCUGAACGAGAUCGCGCUGGACGAGGCGACGGCUGCGCGCGACUUCAGCGUGGACGUGGCGAAGCGCGCGGUGGACUGCGAGGGCGGUGCGGCGCUGGCGACGGCGGGCGUGAUGUUCGACGCGGAGAUGUGGGCGGCGCACGUGGACGCGGUGGAGGCUGCGAAGCGCGACUUCGCGCGCCGGCGGCGGGAGCUGCAGCACGAGCGCGAGGCCCUCGAGAAGGAGGUGACGGUGCUGGAGAGCAAGCUGCCGUCUCGCUCUGUGCACGACUGGGAGCGCAGCGGCGCGGAGGACAGCACGACGGUUGUGGUGGCGGUGCUGACGCUGAAGGUGCUGGCGGCUGUCCCUGCGUCGCCGGAGGCGGUGGUGUACGUGUCGUACAUGGUGCAGCGUGGUGCGUGGGACGCGGUAUACGAGGCGCACCUCGACACUGCGACGAACGAGGUGGUGCUGUACUACAACGCGGAGGUGCGGAUGAGCGACGGCGAGGACCUGCACGAGGUGGCGCUGACGCUCUCGUCCGCCGCCCCGCGCCGCAACGCUGCGCUGCCGCCGACGAUGACAAUUUGGCGCUGCGGCGUCGUGCAGCCUCCACCGCCUGAGGAACCCGCUGACGAAGCCUGCUGCUAUGCGAUGAUGGAAGCUGACUCUGCGCCUCGGGGAUUGAUGCUGAUGGCUGCGCCUGCGCCGAUGAUGCGUCGGAUGGAUGCCGCGGUGGAGCAGGUGGGCACCGGCGGCGUGGUGAACUUCGCCAUCCCGACGCCGCAGACGGUGCUGGCGAACGGGAAGACGACGCGUGUGCCGCUGACGGAGCUGCGGAUGCCGGCGAAGAUCAGCUACGUGAGCGUGCCGGAGAAGCUGCCGGCCGCCUUCACGCACGCGAAGAUCCGGAACACGAGCGACUUCCUGCUGCUGACGGGCGACGUUGCCGUGUUCCUGGACGGCAACUACGUGACGCGGUCGCGCCUCGGCGCGGAGUGUGCGUCGGGCGGGAUGGUGGAGCUGGACUUCGGCGUGGACCGCGCCGUGGAGGUGAAGCGUGUGCUGCUGCGGCAGGCGAACCGCAAGGUGCAGAGCUCGUACCUGAAGGGGACGAAGAACAACGUGAAGACGUACGCGUACAAGAUCACGAUCCGCAACAAGAAGCGCGCGAGCGGCGACGACAAGGGCGCGGUGAAGGUGAAGCUGAUCGAGCACAUGCCGGUGAGCAGCGAGGAGCAGCUGCGUGUGCGUCUCGUGUCGCCGUCGAAGCCGCAGGAGGAGGUGUACAUCUACGACGACGCGGCGGACAGACAGGAGCAGCUGCAGCGGAAGGCGCGUGCGCUGGAGAACGACGGCGUUGUGGAGAUGGAGCGCGAGGUGCGGGCGGGCGAAAGCGUGGACGUGCUGUUCUCCUUCGAGGUGGAGUCGCCGAGCACGGCGACGGUGUACGGGCUGUGA
Molecule: messenger RNA, 2211 nt
Organism: Leptomonas pyrrhocoris
Lineage: Eukaryota; Euglenozoa; Kinetoplastea; Trypanosomatida; Trypanosomatidae
Exons: 1
Coding region: 328-2211 (627 amino acids)
Source: RefSeq, a predicted model, not a curated record